Anopheles maculipalpis is the source of this 682-nucleotide messenger RNA. It is a transcript of the gene ND-B18, whose product is annotated as NADH dehydrogenase [ubiquinone] 1 beta subcomplex subunit 7. Lineage: Eukaryota; Metazoa; Arthropoda; Insecta; Diptera; Culicidae. Gene Ontology annotation, cellular component: mitochondrion. The transcript is spliced from 4 exons. The record is from RefSeq and is a predicted model, not a curated record. Bases 167 to 544 code for a protein of 125 amino acids.
GACUAAUAUAGCAAACAAAACUCGUCAAAAACACUGCGUGGAAAACCACUGUUCCUUGUCAAAAAAGGGCCCUUCUGUCAAAUGCUGCUUGUCAAAGAAGCGAAAAUCCAAAGCAAUCAUCAAAACUCCAAAUUCCUAGCGGCGACCACGGAGCUCCUGCGUAAGGAUGGGUAACUACGUGUCGCUGUAUCUGACCAACCCGAAAGGAACCCCGCAGCCGCUAACGGAACCGAGUUUCGACCCGAACCUUGGUUUUCCCAAUGGCCGGAAGGAACGGGUAAUGAUUGCUACCCCAGAGGAAAUGGAAGCAGCAAAGUUACCCCUGGAAUCCCGUGAUUACUGUGCCCACAAGCUGAUUGAGUAUCGUGCGUGCCGGGCUAAUGUUUGGCCAUGGGCGUACAAAUGUGCCCACGAAAAGCACGAAUACCUUAACUGCGAAUACGAUGACUACAUUCUCCGGCUGAAAGAAUACGAACGCGAGAAGAGAUUGCUGCAGCGAAAAUUGAAAAUCGAAAAGAAACAGGCGCAAGAGCUGCACGCGUAAUGAAGGGUGAACUUGAAGAUCCAAUUUCAAUCCAGCGAAAAUUUCAGUUCGAGCACACGUUGUUUUCGUUACCGAUACUCGGCGGAAACGCACCAUGUGGAUACAGAGUCAAUAGAGAAGUACAUACUUGAAACGGAA